GUCAAUGCCAAACUGUACAGAAAGCAAAAUGCGUGGACAUUGCCUUAAGUUCUUGUACUGAUGUUGCCUAUACUCAAACAAUGUAUCCUAAUUUUCUGGAUCAGAAGUCUCGAGAAGUGAUUGAGUACAGCUCUGAGUACAUCCUCAUCAGUGUGCUGCACAACUUGCUCCAGGGAGAAUGCAAUCCAGACCUGAGGCUCCUGGGUUGCUCGGUGCUGGCACCACAGUGUGAAAAGGACAAAGUUAUAAAGCCCUGCAGGCAUGUCUGUGACAACCUGAAAAAAAAUUGCCUCCCUGCCUUUGAUGCAAUAGACAUGGCUUGGCCCUACUUCUUAGACUGCGACCGCUUUUUUGCUGGGGAAGAAGAGGGAUGUUUUGACCCGCUGGCAAAGCUGCGAGGAGAAGUAGAUGUUGAGGAAGAUUUGACUUCAGACUUGCCGGCAACUUUUAUUCAGUUCAAACACCAUUCAUAUUCCCAAAUGGUGAGCACGUUGAAGAAGACUGCUUCUAAGUGCUCCCAUAUUGCAACAACUUACAGCAUAGGUCGCAGUUUUGAUGGGAAGGAUCUUUUUGUGAUUGAGUUUUCAACCAAGCCUGGACACCAUGAACUGCUCAAGCCAGAAUUUAAGUACAUUGGCAAUAUGCAUGGAAACGAAGUUGUGGGGAAAGAACUGCUAAUAUACCUUGCACAGUAUCUGUGCUCAGAGUAUCUUCUGGGUAAUCCUCGCAUCCAGACCUUGAUUAAUAACACCAGAAUUCAUCUCCUACCUUCACUCAACCCUGAUGGCUAUGAACUGGCUGCAGAAGAGGGAGCUGGUUACAAUGGAUGGGUCAUCGGACGACAGACAGCUCAGAACUUGGACCUGAACAGAAAUUUCCCUGAUUUGACAUCUGAGGCUUACAGAAGAGCUGGGAUUCGUGGGGCUCGCCUUGACCACAUCCCCAUUCCACAAUCCUACUGGUGGGGUAAGGUGGCUCCUGAGACGAAAGCGGUCAUGAAGUGGUUGAGGUCUAUCCCGUUUGUGCUCUCUGCCAGUCUCCAUGGGGGUGAACUGGUUGUGACCUAUCCUUAUGACUAUUCAAGGCAUCCUAUGGAAGAAAAAAUGUUCUCCCCUACACCUGAUGAGAAG
This is a messenger RNA of Balearica regulorum gibbericeps (East African grey crowned-crane), 1130 nucleotides long. NCBI's taxonomy places the organism in Eukaryota, Metazoa, Chordata, Aves, Gruiformes, Gruidae. The record is from RefSeq and is a predicted model, not a curated record.